Molecule: messenger RNA, 5972 nt
Organism: Oncorhynchus nerka (sockeye salmon)
Lineage: Eukaryota; Metazoa; Chordata; Actinopteri; Salmoniformes; Salmonidae
Product: interferon-induced very large GTPase 1-like
Exons: 5
Coding region: 68-5326 (1752 amino acids)
Molecular function (GO): GTP binding
Source: RefSeq, a predicted model, not a curated record
UUGCUCUUGGUCUUAGAUUACGCCCACAUCUCUAUAAAACAUCAGCUGCAUCUCCACUUGUAGACAUAUGACUGUAGGUCCCCAACUCAGCAGGCAGGCAAAGACUUUAGAAGACUGCUGCAGCCCGUCCAUCUUUAGGUGGUGGGAUUCCCCUCCUGGUGGGGUUCUAGUAAUGGAGAAGAAUGAUGAUGAGUCACCUGGUGCAACAGGUGGUGAAGGGGAUGGAAGAGACACCACACCUGUUCACAACACUGGUACUCCUGAUGGUAUGGCAGCACUAGGAGUCAUGCUACAGGGCUUCAUGUUAAAUCAACAGCAGUCAAUGCAACAGCAACAGCAGUCAAUGCAACAGGCAAUGCAAUCCAUGCAGCAACAGAUGCAGCAGCAGAUCAGCCAGCUACAGGAGGAGGUGCAGAAAGGAAAGACAAAGCAACAGUGUGUUGUGACCCCUUUACCAGCAGCAAACCCAGACACUUUGACAAGACCAGCUCCUCGGUCUCGAGACCCAGCAGAGGAGGUGUUAGGUGAACACGUUGACAAGAAGGAGGAGACAGCAGAGAUGAAAUUGGAAGAUGUCCAACAGCCUUUGUCCGAUGAGGAGUCAAAACCAGAGACUGAUGGCUCUUCAGAAGGAAACAGAGAAACAACCAAAGGAUCUUGUCUCAGGGAGCUGUUGUCAAAGACUGGACUAGAAGAUCAUUAUGAAAACAAGCUGACGUUAAGUACUGUCCUUGAGAUAAAUGCUGAUACUACAUCAGAUGAACCUCUUACCACUAUGCAGUCACUUCCAGGGGCCUUCCUGAAGAAAUUAAUGAUGGCAAAUGUGAAUGCUAGGAGUGUGAAAUGUCUGACCACUGACCAGGAGGUUUCAUAUUAUGAUGUAGACAACCUGGACACUGACUCUGAUAGCAGCGAUGUAAUUAAUCCACUGGACCUGAUUACAGCCCUGUUUCUGUGUUCAGAUGGUUUCCUGCAGCAGGAGAUGGUCCAGAAAAUGUCCAUGUGUCAGUUUGCUGUUCCUCUCCUGCUGCCCAACUGUGACACAAAAAAAAUCACUUUGAUGCUGUGGGCCUUGAGGGACAUAGUGAGGAAGUUCAGACGAUCUUCCCAAACGGCCACAAAUGCUUUUGUGGAGGACAGAAUUGUUGUCUCUGAUAUUCCUAUGGUGUCCUUUGUUAGGCUAGGAAAGAGCAGCUUGUCCAAGUCUAAUAUUUUGAACAAGUUGCUUAGUAACCCUCAACAGUACCAUGACACAUUUGUUCAUCAUGAUAUGGAAUGUGGAGAUGUCCCUUUGCAAAUCUCAAAUGGACUGGUUGAAAUCAGCUGGUACUUUCCAUCUGGAAACAGAAACAUAGACAUGUUCACUAAGCCUGUGGCGGUGGCCAAUCUCAGAGGAGACAUCAGGUCCUUUAAAACACAGUUCUCCUUUCUGUGUCAAACAUCAGCUGCAGUUUACAUUUUCAUUGAUGAUUUCGAGGCAGAUUUCAAGGUUUUGGAAGGAAAAACCACAAAAGCAGAGUUAUUUCUGGUUGUCAACUCUCAGAAUAAAACAUUCAGGUUGGACACAUUGAAGAAAAUAAUCACAAACAACAGUAUCAACCCCACAAAUGUGAUUGUGAAGAAGAAGCAGAAUGAUGCAGAAUUUGUCAAAAUCCUGCAGUCCUCUGUAGGUGACAUCAUCGAAAAAAGUAAAAACAGAUUGACAAUUGAAAACAUGGCUGAUGUGGCUCAUCAGAUGGGGAUUCUGGUUGAUGAAGACAGUGGUGAAUGUCAGAGUGCCAGGAAGAUGGCAGAUGAAAUCACCAGGAACAUCACAGACACAAUUAAAUUUAAAGACAAACAGCUACCCUUACAGGGAACAAUCUGGAAAGAGCUUUCCCAGUUAGAAAAAGAGAGGUGUAGACUGAGAAAAGCAGGAGGUCAAGAAAUUGAACACUACAAGAGCUCUCUGAAGAGGAAGGAGGAAGAGCUGAGAAAGAAGCAACAUACAUGUGACAUGUCAGAUGCAAUGGCAAGCUUCAUUUUUGGAAUGUCAAGAUCAGGAGCUGAGCGUUCCUAUUUCCUCAAAUGGAUGCGGAUAAAUCUGGACAAUCUGUCACGUCAGAACCUGUCUGCUUUGAGGGACCGGUACAAAGAUCUUUGCCAAAAUUCUCCAGAGAAAAAAGACCAAAUUAAAAAUUUGGAUAAGCAAUUAUCUGACUGUUCCUUGGGUCUUGAACACUUCCUGCGUGAGUUGGGCCAGUUAUAUGAAGCCGCCUGCUCCCUCCCUGAAAGUAGCCUACAAAGGAAACAGAUGGAGAAGCUCCCUGGAUUGUGUGCUCAGAUGCUGUUGGAUGGUUUCCCCAUUGAGCUUGUGGAUGGAGAUGCAUCAAAUAUCCCUCUGAAAUGGAUGUCAGCUGUACUGACUCAGCUUCAUACUCUUGUGGACUCUAACAGCAAGAUCCGGGUGAUCACAGUUUUAGGGGUUCAAAGCACUGGGAAGUCCACUCUCCUCAACACCAUGUUUGGGGUCCAGUUUGCUGUCAGCAGUGGAAGAUGCACUAGAGGGGCCUUCAUGCUGCUGAUUAAAGUCAACAAAGAACUCAAGGAGGAGCUGAAAUGUGACUUCAUCAUGGUGAUUGACACAGAGGGGUUGAAAUCACCAGAGUUGGCUCAACUAGAUGAUAGCUAUGAACAUGACAAUGAACUGGCCACACUGGUGAUAGGACUCAGUGAUGUCACUAUCAUCAACAUUGCCAUGGAGAACUCCACAGAGAUGAAAGACAUUCUACAGAUUGUUGUUCAUGCUUUUAUCAGGAUGCAGGAAGUGGGGAAGAAGCCGAUAUGUCAUUUUGUGCACCAGAAUGUGUCAGACAUGUCUGCUCAUGACAACAACAUGAGGGACAGGAAGAAGUUGUUGGAACAGUUGAAUGAAAUGACCCAGGCAGCAGCCAGAAUGGAGAAGAAGGAGGAUAUCACUAAGUUCACUGACGUGAUGGAUUAUGAUCCAGACACAAGCAGCUGCUACAUCCCAGGACUCUGGCAUGGGACUCCCCCUAUGGCUCCAGUCAAUGCUGGCUACAGUGAGGCUGUGUACAGCUUCAAGAAGACCUUGAUGAAAGAUUUCAGAAAAUGCCAGAAAAAUGAUGACUUGACACAUUUCUUGAAGUGGACACAAAGCUUGUGGGAGGCAGUGAAGUUUGAGAAAUUCAUCUUCAGUUUCAGAAACAGUUUGGUUGCAGAUGCAUACGCCAGAUUAUGUUCUGAGUACAAUAGUUGGAAAUGGGCCUUCCAGAAGGAGAUGUAUAAAUGGAUGGUGAGUGCUGAAACUGAAAUAUCCAAUAUUGUCAUGACAGAUCUAAAUCCCCAGAGGUCCAUAAGAGAUGUGCAAAACGACUUGUUGAGAGAAGCAUCUAAGAAGCUUUCAGAGGGAGAAAAAGAAAUCCAAGACAAUCUAGUAAAAUACUUUAAACAGAAAGAUGGCCAUGUCAAUCUGGUGGAAAAAUACAGGGAGGACUUUGUGUCCAGUGCUAAAACACUGAGAAAAGAGAUAGAAAACACAGUGAAGAACAAAUUGCUAGGAACUGUUGAAAUUAAUGAGGGAAUGACAGAACUGAACAACAUCAAGAGUUCACAGACAAAAACAAUGGAAAAGAAGGUUCUGACUCUGCUGCAGAACUGUAGAAAGAAAGAAUCUGUUCUAUCAGAUGACGCCCUCAGAAAAGAGUUUGAAAACAUGUGGAAGGAAACUCUGUCUGAGAUAACUUUCAAAGGACUCCAAAGAAGAGAUGUGGCUCAAAAUGCCUUCCUCAUGUUACGUGAUAAUCUGACAACAAGGGGGAGUCAUGUCAACAAGAUGUUGGUUGUAAACAGUCUGGUGGAUUGUGGGAGAAAAGCUUUUGUUUUGGAAUCAGAGAGUUGGUGGCAGCAGGCUAAAAACACAGUAAAGCACUGGGAUCCCAACCAUCACAGGAAAAAACUACAAGACCUCUGUGAUGACAUCAUAAAACAGUGUCUGGAGUUUAUAACCCAGAGGGUGAAAAGCAAGACCGAUUACCAUGACACUCACAUCAAAGAACUGCUUAUAAUAAUUGACAAAACAUUGCAACAACACACAGAAGUGAAAGCCAGUGAGGAAUGUGAGGUUUCUCUCAAACAACACAUCUGUGGCAGAGCAGCCAGAGAGUUUCAGAAGAUGCAUGAAGAUUUUAUUGAAGUCAAUGACCCAAGGAAUUGUCUGGAAAAGUCUAAGAACAAGUACCUUACUGAGUUCAAAGACUUGUUUCAUAACCGAGACCUCUGCCUAAAGAAAGCAAAGGACUUCACAAAGCGUUGUCUAGAGCCAGCUGUAAAGGACUAUGUGACCAACAUGAUUGGUCCUGAUGUGGUUGAUGAAGUGAAGACAGGUGAAGGGUCAGAGGAUUACAGCACAAACGGGGCUUUCCAGUUCUCCAUUUUGAAACAACUCCUGACUGAUGAAAACUUUGAGAAAUACACUGAGUACAUAAACCAUUAUGAAAGCUUUGUGAAGGACUGGCUGUUUGACCAAAUUGUCCAACGACUUUCAAAGGAGAACAGUCUGAAGAAAUUGGAGAAUAAACAUCUUUCAGAGAUGGUCAAGAUAAUCACUGACACAAUCUCUAACAUCAGAGAAACAACUGCCACAAAAAAUGUAAAUGAUGUCAAGACAUUCAUUCAGAACAUCUGCAGAGCCCUUAAAGAGAAGCUAGUCCUCAAGGAUGCUCUGGAUUCCAUCUUGAUUCUGAAUACUGCAGACACAAAACAGUUUGCUGUCUACCUUACAGAGUUUGUGGAAGAAAUGAAGCAGUCACUUGCAUCUAAGUAUGACAAGGGAGGAGACAUCAAAGAGAGACUCAGAUCUCUGCCAUUCAAGCCUCAGGAUGAGAUGUUCACCAGUCUGUUUGGCUGUGGGAAGAAAUGUCCCUUCUGUGGUGCACCUUGUGAAGCAGGAGGUAAGGAGCAUACCAAACAUCAUUCUUCCAUUCACCGUCCACAAGGUAUCUAUGGUUAUAGGGAUCAUUGUUCAAAGAAAUUAGUAAUAGAGAUAUGUUCAUCUCUUGUGGUUAGUGACACAUCAUUCUCCAAUGCCAAGACUGGAGGAACAUUUCACCCCUACAAGGACUACCAGACACAUUACCCUGACUGGAUCAUAACUGGAGAUUCCAGCAUGGAGGCUUCAGACUACUGGAAGUAUGUGAUGGCCACUUUCAAUAAGAGAAUAGCUGAGGAAGAAAAGGCACAUCCUGCUGAUAUCCCAUGGGACUGGAAGGCUUUAACACCUGAUAAUGCAUUGACAAGCUUGAAAAAGUCAUUCAACAUGAAAUAAAGUGGAGUUCUAUAUAAUAACUUGUUGACCAAAACAUGGUUGACUUUUCAUAGACUUAACAACCAGAAAUGACAUCACAGAAUCAAAAUAUGUAAGGCAGGUUGCCUCAAUACAGUUAAAAAAAAUAAUAUGCAGAUCUGUCCAUACCCGAUGCAAUUUUGAGAAAAAAAAAUGCAGAAUGGAAAACAUAUUUUAUUCAAUAUGCAUUCAUAAAUUAUAUAACAUCUAGCAAUUUAAAGAUCUGACGUUCCAUAAUGAAAUAUGUAACUAACACUUUGAGUUUGAUGUGAAAGGAAUAACAUUUUCUCAGCAGAUGUAGAUGUAAGAAAAGUGCUUUAAGCUAAUUCAGAAAUCCUACAAAUAAGAAAAGUACACUGACAGGUAAAUACAGAGCUAGUCUGACAUUGUUCAUUUAAUUUCAAUUAUAAUAAUUAUAUUUAUAAUAAUCAUUACUUACCAUUUAACCUAUGUCCUUUAUGCAUUAGAAGGGACUGCUGGUUCAGUGGGAAAAAGUUGGCUUGACUUUUGUUUUUGUUAUUCAACUUUUUGUUUUCAUCUUAAUGUAAUUUUAUUGACAUUUUCAACGUUUUUGUUGAAGUACAACCCUUCCACCGUUGUGUAUUAAAAUAUUAUUGGACCUGAAGAA